This is a messenger RNA of Phyllopteryx taeniolatus (common seadragon), 844 nucleotides long. It is a transcript of the gene fxyd5, whose product is annotated as FXYD domain containing ion transport regulator 5. Gene Ontology annotation, molecular function: sodium channel regulator activity. The record is from RefSeq and is a predicted model, not a curated record. Gene Ontology annotation, cellular component: membrane. The transcript is spliced from 10 exons. Gene Ontology annotation, biological process: regulation of sodium ion transmembrane transporter activity. Lineage: Eukaryota; Metazoa; Chordata; Actinopteri; Syngnathiformes; Syngnathidae. The coding region runs from base 93 to 692 and encodes 199 amino acids.
GGAUGAGGAAGUCGUGACGCUGAACACGCGGGUGUGGCCGCUUGGCCGUUACCUCAUCAGCCUCUCUGAAUGAGGAAGAAGAAGCCUCGUGGAUGAUGAGGGUGAAGAGGAUGAAGCGUUGGCGCGGGCUCCCUCACACAAUGGACACUAAGAUUCACUUGGCUUCCCUUGUCUUUUUGCUGUCUGCAUUGUUAAAUGUGUCGAGGGCUAUCACCCCUGAACCUUUCACUCCAACGUCUGGAAAAGGACAGGAGCUCACUAGUGCCGCUGACGUUUUUGUGCUCACCGUAAACCAGACCAUCAUCUCCCUCAAUCCCGUGAACUUCAGCACCACCGGACCAGAAACAAGCACCUCGACGGGUGUUUCAAUGCGAUUUUCCAGUGAGGGAACAACAGAGCGCCUAAGACAGCUGACAUCCACACCAGCCACAUUGACAUCCUCCCCAACCAGCACGAAGAAAACCACUGAAAAUGGGACCCAUCAACCUCCUGCCUGGGAUCCAAUUUGGGAUCGAGAUUUCACAUAUGAUUAUUGGUCCCUGCAAGUGACUGGACUGUCCAUCGCCGGAGUUCUCUUCCUGAUCGGCCUCUUGGUCUUCGGCUGUGGUAAGGGCUGUCGGCUUCCCAAGUGUCGCAAGAGGUCAUCUAAGUCUUAUAGAGUGGAGCAAAGAAAAUCAGAGAUAUUGUCAUAAAAGUCUAUAAGUCGAUAGACCAACAAAUUAGUGGAGCUGGUCGUACAUUUCAAAUUGACAUGAAAGGAAAUGAGUUCACAAAGCAAAAAGUGGUACUGAAUUUGUUUAAUAUUUCUUUAUUGACCCACAAUAAAAUAAAAAUAAAAACUGAA